GCCCAGUCACGUAGUGGAGGAGCACGGCUGACAGACGAGGGUGUGCGUGUCGACGUUUCACGGUGAGAGGAGUACAGGCGGACGUACUGACUGACGGACUGGGCCGGUGAGGAGAGGAGCGGGAGGGAGAGAGAGAGGGAGGGAGAGCGGAGAGGGACUGACGGACGGCAGCUGUUCCGCUGAUGUAAUGUUGCCCGUUUGGUGACUACGGAUGGCGGUGUGUGCCAGACUCUGCGGAGUGGGUCAGUCGCGGCGGUGCAGGCGGCGACAGAGGCACGGCCAGCACGACCAGCACGGCAGCGACUCCGAAAUGGACAUGGACGAAGAAGAGGGGGAGAAGAUCGUGGGCGAAACCAGGGGCAGCGGCGGCGGCUGGCCUCAGAGCCGCGCGCCGGGGCCUAGCGAGGCCGCUGCCGUCAGCGCAGGAGCGCAGAGCCCGCAGUCUCUGCUGGAUCUUCCCCCAGAGCUUCUAGUGGAGAUUUUCUCCACGUUGCCCGGCACAGCGUUGCCCAACCUGGCCUUGGUGUGCAAGAAAUUCAGGCAGAUCCUCAGCACGGAAACCAUCUGGAGGAGACGAUGCAUAGAGGAGUUUGGCAUGAAGGAUGACCUGCGGAAGAUGGAGGUCGUGGGUGUGUCCAGCAGGGAGCUUUAUGUCAAACUGUCCAGCUCACAUGACUGGUCCUCUUUUGCCUAUCCUCUCCUCCUGUGGUGCCUCCACCUGUGUACCUGUCCAGGUGUGAACCCUCGGGUGAAGUCAGGACGCUUUAUGAAGCUCCUUCCCGAUUACGAGCACAUGGACUAUCGGGACGUGUACACACACUUGCUCCAUCCUUACAGACACAUUUUGGGUCUCUGGCAGCCAGACAUAGGCCCCUAUGGAGGUCUGCUCAACGUAGUGGUGGAUGGGUUGUUCAUCAUUGGCUGGAUGUAUCUGCCACCACAUGAUCCCCGAGUGGAGGACCCAAUGCGCCGCCGUCCUCUCUUCCGCAUCCACAUGUGGGAGAGUAACAAAGCCACUGUGGAGUGCAUGUAUGGUCAUAAGGGCCCUCACAAAGGAGAUAUUCAGACUGUAAAAAAAGAUGAGUUCUCAACCAAAUGCAACCAAACAGAUCACCAUCGAAUGCCAGGGGGCAGACAAGAGGAGUUCCGUACUUGGCUGGAGGAGGAAUGGGGACGGACACUGGAGGACAUUUUUCAUGAACACAUGCAGGAGCUGAUUCUCAUGAAGUUCAUCUACACCAGCCAAUAUGAUAAUUGCCUGACGUACCGACGUAUAUACCUGCCCCCGUGCCUACCUUCAGACCUGCUGCAGCCGGGCCUCUUCAAAGGCACAUACGGCAGUCAUGGCCUGGAGAUCAUCAUGCUGAGCUUCCAUGGCUCUCGGGCCAAAGCCACCAAACUUACAGGUGACCCUAACGUACCAGCGGGUCAGUUGACCUUAGACAUAGACCUGAGUCAACCAGUGCAGCUGCCUGACUUGGAGCACCAGCGGAGUAUCGAGGAGCUCUCUCGCCUGGUGAUGGGGGUGCAUGAAGAGGUCCAGAGGGGCUCCCAAGGUCCUGCUGCUGCUGCAUCAGCAAAUGCAGAAGAGGGCUCCUCUGGGGCAGAGGGCUCUGAUGCUACCCCUGCCAGUGGCGCUGAAGCAGAGGAGGCUGGUGCCAGAGCAGCUAGUUCUAGCCCUGAAUCCCAGCCCUUCGUCCUGCCUUUAGGAGUCAUGGCCCGCAAUGAGGUUUACCCACGCACAUGCAAAAUGUGUUUCUAUGGAACAGGCCUCAUAGCUGGUCAUGGCUUCACAAGCCCAGAGCGCACGCCAGGCCUCUUUGUCCUGUUUGAUGAUGACCGCUUUGGUUUCAUCUGGCUGGAGCUGAAGUCCUUCAGCCUGUACAGCCGGCUGACAGACCAACUGGAGCACGCUCAGGCUCCCAGCAUGGAGCGCUUUGAGGCCAUGCUCCGCAACAUGCAAUCAUGGACAUCCUGAUAGCCAAGCACCUCUUCCUCAGCUAUGCUCCCUACCAUAUGCAUCCCACCCACCCCUGCAGGGCCACACCUCCAACUCGCCUGAUUCAACUCUUAAGAUGAUUACCAAUCCACUGAUGAGUUGAGCCAGAUGUGUUAGAGCAGGGACAGAAAGUGUUUAUUGUUGUGGUCUCCCAGAAUGGGAAGUGCCCAUUACUGCUCUACAUGCUCUGCAACCCGGUUUACGCUCUCUGCCACUCCACACUCCCACACAACCUGAAGAAACCUCCCGAUAAUCUCACAUAUACACAAAGGAAAAUCCUGCCACACAGGUAUGUUUGCAGCGGCAAGUACAUAAAAGUUGUAUUAUACCGAGGCUUUCUUAUCAGCUUUUUAAUUAAUUUAUUUUUGUAACCUGGAGAUGAUGAAUAUGAGGAUGAUGUGACAAUUCACCCACAUACUCUGGAACAAGCUAUGUGUGCCUCUGUAUUAUUACCAUGGUAUUUAACCCAAGACUACUCUUAGAAACGUGUAGCUGCCUGUACUCUUGAAAUGAUUUUAAGUUAUAAAUGUCUGUCUUCAACAAGCGUGGGAUCUUUCAGCUGUUUAGUUGAUGGUAGCUUUUAAUUGAUGCAGUGUCCUUUGUCUGAUUUCAUUCUUUUUGACUAUGAAAUUUUUAAAUCUGUACUGCUGUUGCAUUGCUUUUAUUUCUCUUGGUUAUCGGUGCCCAUGAGGACAAUAGUUUGCCUUUCUUGUGUUUUGAUUUGAAUGUUUUUAAGAAAUGACUGACAUAGCCUGUGGUACACAGUGAAAUGGUUAGUAUGUGAACCUUGAUUGACCCAUGAUAAAUACCUUGAUCAGUCACUGGCUCUGAGUGCUAGUUUUCUUACAAACAAUGGCAUUAGUAAAGCAGACCCCUAAAGACUAAACUAAAGCUUUUAUGAUGGUCCAAACUUUACACACUGGGGGUUUGUCUUGUCUAAAACCAGCCAUUGCUUUAUUACAAGAACAGACAGGAAUUUAGCUUGAUAGCAUCUCUUGGAGCUAAAUCUUCAUAUUCGGUAACAACACAGUUGUAACAUUUGCCCACUUUCAAUUUGUUAGCCCUUGAAUAAUGCACUUAACCUGAGUUGCACCAUCUAAAUCUGCAUUAUAUGAACAUGUAUUGCGAUGAAUAUGCAUGCUGUACUAAUACAUGUAGGCUGGUCAAUUCACUUAAUUAGAAAAUUGAGCAUAUUUCAUUCACAUACAUUUAUGGACUGCUUUAUAUCUCAGGUGCCAUACCUAUAUAUGUAUUCUCUUAAAUUAAUAAUAUUGUUAAAAUUCAUGAUACCUGUUCUGAACUAUCAGCAAAAACAUUUCAGAAUGUUUAUAAAAUUACGUGGAUUUGCAAUUGGUAAAUAUGUUAGUUGUACGCGUCCCAGCUAAGCUUUUGUCCAUCAUGAUGAAGAAAUGGCGCUACUAAGCAAAGAAGGUAUCUCUGAAAACGGCAUACAAGUGCAGAUCAUCACCAGCGAGUACCUGCAAAAAUCACGAGCUAACAGGCAGUCUGUGCCUGCCUUAGCUUCCAUUAAUUAUAAAUGACGGGUUACUUGGUAGUUACACAUCUCUCCAUCUAGACAAAAACUUUGUUGGGCAGCUUUAAUAAUAGGAGCAGUGGCAUGCCUUCCUACCUUUUGGACUAUAUUUUGAAGCACAACAUGUUAGUUUAGUCUCUAAGACAUUUUCAGGCCAUUUUCUCCAGCAGACCACAGUUCUGACAAAUGCUUCCUUGUUCUGUGAUGAGGUUCGAUCAUAAAGCUGUGCAGUGGCUCCUCUAAAAGUGCUCUUUCCUAAGCAGCAUAAGCAUUGACCAGACUAGAUUCCUCUGUCUGUACUUUUGUAUUCAACUGCAGCUUUGCAAAAACUAACCACUACAAUAUAAAAAAAAAAGAAUAUGUAUGUGAAUUGAAUAAAAAAUAUUUAAUUAUAUAUUUCAGCCUUGUUUAGGGGUGAUUGUGCACAUAAUUGCAAUGUUCGUUUUAAGCAUACCACCUGUCUGUUGUGUGACCUCUACAGUGGGAACGAAUGUUUCAAAUGGUAUAACUAAAUCAGUUCUUAAAGAUGUUCUGAGAGGAAAGUUGUGUCUAAUGUAAACUCCAUUGCAUACAACUUCAGGGAGCUUUGAAGCAUCUAUGUUUGUCUGUUCCCAAUAAAUUAAAGUAAAAACUUU
Molecule: messenger RNA, 4168 nt
Organism: Colossoma macropomum (tambaqui)
Lineage: Eukaryota; Metazoa; Chordata; Actinopteri; Characiformes; Serrasalmidae
Gene: fbxo31
Product: F-box protein 31
Exons: 10
Coding region: 212-1978 (588 amino acids)
Molecular function (GO): protein binding
Source: RefSeq, a predicted model, not a curated record